AUUGGAGCUAAGAAAUCGUGUUCUCCAGUAUCAGUUCAUCAGCUUCUUCCUUAGAUCUCAUUUUAGACUGAUCAGACCACCUUUCUCGGGCCACCGUCCACGGCAGCUCCGGCAACCACGUUUUGUUCCCUAACUUUUUGUCUUUCUUUGUCUCAGGUUUUAUCAAGAAUGGAGUUGCCUUCAAAUAACUUGGAUCUUGGGCCUAGGCAGAUUGAACAAGAGAAAGACGAAGGUCCCUUGUUGCAUUGUGAUUUUUGUGACAUUGAAGUAGUUCACAAGCUGGCUCAAAUGUUCAUGCCAGCACUAGGCUGUGCCUGCGUUGAUAACACAACAGGAGAUCCCUUCAAUACCCCUGGUUUUGUGGCUGUUGAUUUGAGAAAGGAGAUGAUAGAAUUUGUCACCCAAAAGAGUGAAUUAUUUGUUGCUGAGUCUAUUAUCUCUGAGGAGGUUCCUGACGGUGAAGCUUUGGAACACCCUUUUGAUAUCAUUUGUUUUUUUGUUGACGAAUUUGUUAAUUCAAAGAGAAAUUUGUUGAGCCAGUUUUCAGGGUGGUUGCUAAGUGAUAAGAGAGAGGACAAAAUAGAUGAUUUUGUUCAGGAGAUGGAAAAAAAUGGUUUUUGGCCACUGGAUAGAAGAGAAACACUUGCCAAAGAUUUGCUCAAGAACGUUGACUUCAAAAGCUCAUUUCAUUGUGGUAUGAGUUUUAAAUCUGCAGAAGAUCUUGCCAACCAUGUUGAUGCUUGCAACUUCAGGUCUGUGGUAUGCCAAAAUGACGGGUGCAAUGAUAGAUUCAGUGCUGGUCAAUUGAAAGAGCAUGAUUCGACAUGUGAUUUCAAGAUAGUUCCAUGUGAACAAAAGUGCACAGCUAACAUCUUGCGACGAGACAUGGAUAGGCACUGCAUAACUGUUUGUCCAUUGAAGCUUGUGGAUUGCCCUUUCUCUGCCAUAGGUUGUAGAUCUACAAUUGGGCAAAGUAUGAUUAGAAAACAUUGUUCGGAUGAUGUUGAGUCUCACUUACUACUAAUACUUAAAGGCAUCCAUCAACAAGCAUCAGACAAAGAUCUUCAAAGACGUGUGGAGCAAAUUGUACAGACCUCAUCGAAAAGCAAAUUAGCAGAGGCUAAGGAUGUGAGAUCUUUUAAAAGUAUUGUCAAGGACCUUGAAGUUAAGCUAGGGUCUCUGCAAGUGAAUGCCAAGGAGAAAACUUGUGCAGAAGUUUCCAAAAAUGAAGACAGUGAAGACAAUAGAACUGGCUAAGCAAAGGGUGUCAAUAAAGAGGAUAGUGAACACACGGAAAAUGGAAAACAAGUAUAAUGCAUAACAUAAUCUUACAAUAUCCUAAUUCUCAAUAACAAGAGCAUGUUGUUACUGUAUAGCAUUUUAUUAAUUUUUCUAGUUUUGUUUGAGUUUUAGCAUGAUUCCUUAAUAUCACUUUUAGGAUGCGAUUCAUUAAUAUU
This is a messenger RNA of Vigna angularis (adzuki bean), 1457 nucleotides long. RefSeq lists its product as uncharacterized. Bases 169 to 1257 code for a protein of 362 amino acids. NCBI's taxonomy places the organism in Eukaryota, Viridiplantae, Streptophyta, Magnoliopsida, Fabales, Fabaceae. The record is from RefSeq and is a predicted model, not a curated record. The transcript is spliced from 3 exons. Gene Ontology annotation, molecular function: zinc ion binding.